AAGGAAAUAAUGACUAUUAAAAAAAAGCACAUAUAUGGUCGUCAACUCUUAGAAGAAUUUAUGAAAAAUCCUUACGAGUCUUACAUAGGUGGUGGGGGUGAUCAAUUAGGUGACAUUGAACAUGAUGAAAAAAUGGAAGAUUAUUUUGUAAAUUUUCCAGAGUUUAUCAAGCAAGAACUGGAAAGAGGUGAAACUUCAAUGCAAGAGAAAAAUGAAAAUAAUUUUUUUGAAGAUUCAACAAAUAGUAAUGGAAAGGACACAGCAUAUUUGAUUGCAGCAAGUCAUGGAAUAGUUGAGAUGAUGUUAGCACUUCAAUUACAGAUAAGAAGUGUGAUCCAUGAGAUCAACUGUAACAAUGAAAAUGCAUUGCUUUUGGCAGUAAAGAAUAAGCAACCACAUGUUAUUCAGUGGUUGAUGAAGAGUUUACCUAAAGAAGUUUUUCAUCACCUAAAUCUAGAAGUUGAUAAAAAUGAUAAUACCAUGUUACACUUGGCAGCAUAUACAUCAAUCCAAAGAGAAAAUAAUUGGAGGAUAUCAGGUGCUGCCAUGCAAAUUAUAUGGGACAUCAAGUGGUACAAGUACAUAAAAGGACUAGUACCAGAUCAUUUCAAUCAUAGAAACAACAAAGAAGGAAAAACCCCAAGUGAAAUAUUUAAAGAUCAACACAAAGAACUCCUUGAAAAAAGUAUUGAAUGGUUGAAUCAAACAACACAAUCAAGCUCAGUUGUAGCAACUCUCAUUGCUGGUGCCUCCUUUGCUACUUCAGCCAGUGCCCCUAGUGGAAAUCAGCAAACAAGAGAACCAAAAUUAGAAGGACAUCUAGCCAUUGAAGGAUUCACUAUAUCUUCAUUAAUUGGACUUUACUUUUCUGUUAGUGCACUCAUCAUGUUCCUUUCUAUACUCUCUUCUCGGAAAGAAGUCGAAGACUUUCGUCGAAAAUUACCAAUGAAGCUUCUUUUUGGCUUGAGUUCUCUCUUUGUUUCGAUUGUUGAUAUGUUUGUGUCUUUCUGUGCUGGACAUUUCUCUGUGCUUAGUGAUAAAUAUAACAAGAGAGGUAUCUUGUUCUAUUUAUAUAUUUCCAUUUGCUUGCCUAUCAUUUUAUAUGCAGCUGUGCAAUUUUCGCUAUUUGUUGAUCUUGUUAUGGUUAUUUGGAAGAAGGUUCCACCACCAAGUGUAAAGGGAGUUGAUCUAUAGAGGUGUUUUCUUUGUUGUGAUUGCUAUGUGAAUUGAAACUAAUGUUUUUUUGUUUGUACUUGAAUAAUGUCUUUUGUAUUGUUUUGAGUACUGGUGUGAAU
Messenger RNA from Vicia villosa (hairy vetch), 1295 nucleotides. RefSeq lists its product as uncharacterized. The record is from RefSeq and is a predicted model, not a curated record. NCBI's taxonomy places the organism in Eukaryota, Viridiplantae, Streptophyta, Magnoliopsida, Fabales, Fabaceae. The coding region runs from base 10 to 1194 and encodes 394 amino acids. The transcript has 3 exons.